Messenger RNA from Pocillopora meandrina, 5224 nucleotides. Lineage: Eukaryota; Metazoa; Cnidaria; Anthozoa; Scleractinia; Pocilloporidae. The record is from the annotation of a GenBank genome assembly.
AUUCAUAUCAGUUUCUCUCUAACUGGUACUUGUACAGCCUCAAUGGCUUCCUCAACUGGUGCCACAUCCUUAGAGCAACGGCGCUGGAUAGUGGUGGGCAUUGCCCUUCAAAAUGUUCUCACCCCAUGUCUCAGGGUUAAGAUUCAGAACGAAAUGAAGCCACUUUACCAGCGUCUGGUAGCAACUGUUGGAAUAGACAAACAGACCUAUCCAACUCACCAAAAGACCAUUCCUCCGAGCACGCUGAAGUUGAACUACGAAAGUAUCAACAAUAACGCCGCCCUGCAUAAGAAGCCGCGUCACUAUGACUACCGUGUAAAGGAUGAGGUUUCUCUGGCAAAAUUGUUUAUGAAACCUUUCAUGGCGCAUUUCAAUGCAUUUGAUACAUCCUUUGACGCUUCUGCAGCUCUUGCCGUUCUUUGUGGCGCAACACCAUUCGCUUUGGUGCGACCAUUUGCUAAAGACGUACGUUCAAAGGUGCGCAAUGAGUGGGCUCAUUGUAACUUCUCCAUUUGGACAGAUGUCCAAUACAAUGAUUGCUUCGAUCUCAUGGAGACCCUGGUCAAAAACCUUACCCUGCCUCCAGCUGAUGAACUGAGUAUCAUGAACGAGCUCCAGCUAUGGAGAAAAGGAGGUAUGAUUACAGCAAACAACUAAGCCACUUUUUAUUAUCCUUGCGAUUCAAGAAAAUUUAAUUUAUCGUUUUUUUUUAUACAGGUUCCAGUUAUUAGGUUCGAGAAUAGGUGCAACUGUAAAUCCUUAUGGAAACGAGAAAAAUAUUUAAUAGGCCCACAACUAGUGCUGCACUUAGACCUCAUUCAAAUCCGCAUUGAUGCUUACUUUAUCCCAGUGAUUCGAAUGAGUGCUCAUUUACGUGUUUACCACUCUUUUCAGUCAAAACUAUUUCUACAACUAAAGGUUAAAGUUUUCCAAUUUUUACCCCCAACGGUUUACCCUAUUCAGACCCUCGUUUAAUGUUGGGUUAGAGGAGGGAUAGGUGAUCGGUUUCUUAGAUACUGGCAUUGAUCCCUUCCACUUGGUUUUUGUCAACUUUGUACAGGACUAGACAUAUGCCUUGGUAAACCACUUGACGACACUCUUCUUCGUUUUAUCCACAAUGAUGUCCAAAAACUUAUCGACUCGUUACAUCACAACGAAAAAGAACAGGAUAAAAACAUGAAAAGCGUCUGUUCUACUCUUGCCCUGAUUAAGUCCGAGUUUGAAAGAACUAUUUUUAGCCUCGAAGAGAAACAAUCAAACCUGCAAAGCGUUUGUGAAGAUAUGAAGAAAAACCAAGAUAUGAUUACAAGACAAAUGGAAAAGAAGAACGAGGAACAAAUGAAUCUUUUGAAAAGCUCUGAGACUAACUGGAAGAUGCGGCAAGAACAAUUGGAGCUCCGCUGUAACUCUCUAGAAGUUUUAUGGAUCGGCCAUGCAGAGAGAUCUGGCUAUACUGAAGGAAAAACUUGAACGUUUAUCCUUUUCAGAGGAAUCUAAGGAGAUUGUAUUUGACGCGCCAGAACAAAGCAAAUGGUUUACAGGACGAGAAAAGGAACUAUCUAUUCUGGAGAAGUGCUUACAAUUCGAAAAAAGCGGUGGGUUAAACAUGGCAGCCAUUUGUGGUCUUGGAGGAUGCGGGAAGACCACGUUAGCAUCUCACUUUGCAUGGAAACGUAAAGCGGAAUACGAAGGAGGCGUGUUUUGGAUCUCCAUGGAAGAUGACCGUAGGUUUGAAAACUCUCUGAACGACCUGGCUUUGCGUUUGGGAGUGCUCGCGGAUUCAUUUGACCUCACGUUGUCAAAAGUGCUCAAUUACCUUUCGAAAAGCAAAAAGGCGUGGUUGAUGGUUCUUGACGAUGUAGACCAGCUUAACCUCUCCGACCAAAUGCGAAAAUUUUGUUGUGGAGGAUGGAGAAGGCAAGCUAUUGGUCAUCUCUUGCUCACAACGAGACGAGAAUCGAGAGAAGUGUAUGAUUCCUUUGAUGUAAAUCCCUCCAAUUGUGUGGAGUUGUUCUCAUUUUCAGAAGACGAAGCAGUAGGUUUUCUAGUUUCUCGAAGCUGCCUCCCUGAUCCCACAGGACAAGAGGAAAUUUUGAAAGAACUUGUUCGUGAGCUCGGUGGUCUUCCCCUUGCCUUAGAACAAGCAGGUGCUCACAUCAAAGCCCUUCAAUGUCCCAUAAGUGAGUACCUUGAAGAGUACAAAAUCCAGCGAUUAAAGUUGCUGAGCCAGCAUCCAGCAAAACCAUCGUCGGAGUACGAAUCUAAAAGUCGGCUGGCAGUACAUACCACGUGGCUUAUUAACUUCGAAUACGUCAAAAAGUCAGCAUAUGGGGAAGCAGCAUCAAGGUUUGUAAACGUUUGCGCCUUUCUGGGACCUCAUGAAAUUCAAGACGAGUUGAUCGACGGCAAAGUGCUUUCCUCUGACGAUAAGGUGCCAGAAAGCUCCUGUGGUCCUUUGAUAAGACAUCACAUCCUAGAAAUCAUCACAAAGUUUUCGCUAUUCCAAAGAAUAUCCUCCACAUCACUUGGCCUGCAUCGUCUGGUUCAGGAAGUUAUUCGAACCAGAAUGACCAUUGAGGAAACGGCUUCUUCAAUACUGAGAGCGGUUCGACUUCUUUACAAAUGCUUUCGCCGUUUCCCGUCACCAGACCAGAUUAUUUCAAAUUUAACUGGAAAUGUAACAGAACAAGCAUCUGCUUCUGUGACUGAUCCUUCCUUGUUCUAUGAAUGGUCAAAGUUAACCAUUCAUGCUUCCGAGCUGCAAGAGCAUUUGAGAUGCCUCCUCGAUCAAGACGACAUCGCGAAGGAAGUAAAAACAGCCGUUUUGAACAUUGAGACGUCCCGGGUCAUUUAUGAAAACGCCCUGAAGCUUAGCGUGCACGGUCAUCAAGAGAAAGCCAAAGAAACCGAAAGAUUUGCAUUUCAAAUUUUGGAUUUUGAUGUAGGUGUGAGCAAGGUAUUUUCUAAAGAAGAACUGGGAAAGCUAUUCCCCCAUACUCUUCCGCUUUCUCAACUGUUUCAAAAAAUCAUCUUUUACUCGUCACGACCUCCUGUAGAGAAUCAAAGAACGCCUACGUUGGAAAUCCAAACAAGUGCUGACACAGAUCAAACCCGUAUGCAAGGAAACACGUUCUUCAAAAGUGGGCUCUAUGAAGAGGCCAUCAAUUCUUACACUGAAGGAAUCGAAGCAAUGCAAGGAGAAACCAACCGUGACCCAUGCUUAUUUAACAACAGAGCAACUGCCUAUCUUAAAUUGGGAAAGUUUGAAGAAUGUAUUAAAGAUUCAGAGGAGUAUAUCAGAGCUAUGCCCAACUGCUGGAAGGGAUACUCUAGGAAAGCUUUGGCACUAAAUGGUCUUGGGCAAAGACUUUCUGCCUUGUGCUUCGCCGCGAUCGCGUAUCACCAUGAUGGUGAAUGCUGUCGUCGUUACGAGGCUUUCAAAUCUGCUUUCGGAGAUCUGGAUGGAAAGUGGAAGAUUUGUGAAUCGUCGGAGACCCUUCGCAAGGAUUUAAUGUACAGCAACAACAGCAAGUCACAACCAAAAGUGGUUCUUCUUCCAAACGGAGAAUAUUGGCUAGAUGACUCUACAAAACGCCAUAACGCUGACACUGCCUUUCUAGCGUCCAUCGGUAACACAGUGGUAGCUGCUCUGGGCAACGAAGCUAAGGUCACCAUUUACUCUGGGAAGAUUAGCCUGGAAGAAGACUGCUUUUUUCGAAAUAUUACUUUCUCAACAGAAUAUACAUUGGUUGCAAGCAAUGGUAAUGUCAAGUUCGAGAACUGUUUCUUUUCGAGGAAUGGCUCAGCCGAACCUUUAGUCCUUGUCAGUGGAACGGCAAGUUUUCUUCGAUGCACAAUCAAGGGUAACGGAGGCUGUGGAAUAGUAGUACAAGGUCCAAAUGCUUCAGCCACGAUGGUAGAAAGUCAUGUGACUGGAAAUGGCGCGAUGGGAUGCUAUGCAUCAGGAGUUAGAGUGUUCAACAAGGGGCGUGUUGCAAUUCACAAAUGCCACAUCAAUGGAAAUACAAGAGGAAUCUGGGUCGAUGAGGAACAAGCGGGUGUCUUAGCAAAGGAAGCCAUAAUAACCGACUCCGAGAUUUACGACAAUAAAUACGAGGGAAUCCUCGUGGCAGGACUUCCUCCUCAAUCUAUUGUUUCCCUCCCAGUGGAAAUUCGUGGAAACAAGAUAUUUCAUAAUGGCACCUUUGGUGUCCGUGUAUUCUUAAACCAUAAUGACGUCACUUUGGAGAAUAACGUGAUUUUUGAGAACUUUUAUUGGGGAGUUUGCAUCCACAGCAAUUCGGGCGGUCUGUACAAGGGAAACGAGAUCUGUAACAACAAAAUGGGUGGCAUAAUGGCUGGAUUGCAAAGUCCAGGGAAAAUCCCAUGUGUGAUAGAAAACAACCAUAUACACGACAACUGUGGUCCUGGUUUUCAUGAGGGACUUAACACCUAUGAAUUAUAUUCUUUUCCGUUGAGACUGCAAACCUUUCUUAUGAUGAAAAAUGCAAAAAACAUGUUUACGGGGCAGCAUCCACUUGACUUGAAAACCGUUGCUCCUGACUUGGUUGCCCCAGAGUUUAAGCCAAGCAAUCGGUGUUCCGGAAACAAUCACGGCUCAACAAAUUUAACGUCACACAAAUUGAGAAGAUAUUGUGCUUUUUGCCUUCGAAAAGAUGAUGGAUUAAAGUUUUGCAAGAGGUGUAUGAGUGCAAAGUACUGCGGAAAGGAAUGUCAACUGAAACACUGGGGAAGGCACAAAUACAUCUGCAAGGCCACGACUGAAAGACACUCCGUAGAAAUUUCCUUGCAAGUUUCUCACCCUUACAACAAGUUCUCAAUGUCUCUUAAUCGAACCUAUCCAGGUAUGGAACCUUCUGGCCCAGACUACGCACCGUCUCCACCAAAAGACGGUAGUCGUUUCAUUGUUAAGCUACAAACAUACGAAUCUCCAGCUAACCAGGGAAUAAGUAGCAUCGAAACAAGAGGUUUUAUAAGUGAUGAGCAGGAUCCUCACAAAGCUUCAAUUCGUAUGUAUGAUCGUAGCCGCCGCCUUGAUUUCACUUUUAAUGGUAAACCUCAGCUUUAUCACUUGAUUAUGGAGUGCGGAAUGAUGGGAUUUAAGAUAAACUUCACCAAGAAACUCUUCUGUUGGGCCGCAUUCAAAGAUUGCAUGACAGUUCGAAUAUUUACUCACGAAUUCCCUCCAGUACAACGGUGGUGA